GGCAUCAAACAAACAACAGAAAAAACAACUUGAAUCCGGGGUAGAUACCUUGCCAUAACUGAAAUAAAACGGACCAUCAGAUCUCCACAGUUACGUUUCAGAUUCCGUGCUUGACUUCAUCGUCCAUACCUUCGCUCACCCCAUGGCCCCUAACAACAUAUCCGCUACCCCUGCGCACAUUCCCCCCUUCGCAAGUCCGCUAGCUCCUUACAUCAAAACCCGCCAGGAAGCCCUCCGCAUUCGACAGGCCCUAACCUCCUAUCUCCGAUCCCAACUUACGUUCGCCGAUGAUGAUCCGGAUCACCCGAAUUCCCAUGCCCAGUCUCAUCUCUCCUUAUGCGUACCUCAAGAUGCCGUUAUCGAUGUGAAACCUAUCCCGUCCGAGCUGACCGGCCUAAGAAAGGAAUACCUGCAGGCGUUGCAGGCGAAUCUGAAUGCAAAGAAGGAGUAUCGUGCAGUGUCCGAGAGACAUAUAUCCAGAGUAUCCCAGGGGGGAGAUACUGCUGGAGUUGGCACACGCGCUGUUGAUCCGAACACAGAACUAAAGGCCUAUCUCAGACUGCUUCGUGAUCGUCGCCGACACGCGAAAUUACAGAUCACAGAACAUUAUUUUGAAGAACUUAAGACCCGAAAUUCAAUCAAACCCGAGGACUUUGAUAACACGGGGAGUCGAAGCAAACAGUUUGCCCUACCAACGGAUCUGAAAGAAGGUCAAAAUGACUCUUCCUCCGGGGAUGAAAUUGAGAGCUUGUUACACAACCUUGAAAGGGCUGUGGUACGCGCGAGAAGUCAGCUGGAUAGAGAAAAGAGUCUGCUGGAGGAGCUGAGGGCGCAGCAUGAGACUGGGAAUGGGCCUGGCAACGAUGGAGUCCUGCCAGGUGUGAAGGUUGCGGCACUACAACAAACACGAGACGCUUUGGUACAAUGGGUAGAGGAGAAACUGAUGAGUGUUGGUAGCAACGAGGAGGGUCUUAUGCAGGAAAUUCCCCCUGAGGAAAUUGAGAAGUCAGACCAUUUGCUGGAAAUUCAGAAAGCACAGGUUGCAGAACAGUAUGCCGCCUACGUGGAUGCUCGUAAGCGUCUUCUUGAUGCAGCUUCUAGGGCUUGCCAGCCGGUUGGGACCAUCUCUGAGCAACCUGCGAGUCACCCGACAAAGCAAAGCAAAGCCACUCCCGAGGAAACGUCAUCCUUGGAGCCGGUGGAGCUUUUGUCCUUUGUGGAUGACUUCCUCCUCCCACUUUCCAAAUGCCAACGAGCACUAGCUUUGCAGAAGUUCUACUUGGCUGGAAUUCUCGCAAAGGAAAAAUCUACGACCCUUCGCAUGCUGAAUCGUUUGAGUGAUGAGAGCCACCUGCUUCCGGAGUACCCUAUCCUUGCUCGCCAUGCUACAAUCCCAACGGAGCCCACCAAACCAGAUGAAGUCGUUGCGCUAGCUGAAGCAUGGGCAUUUGCGUCCGAAGCGGCAGGGAUGAAUGAGCGAGAAUAUGUAAAACAAACUAUCGAAGAAGGCAUCGAAACCGCACAAGAUGCGGAGAAGGUGUUGCGGGAAGUAUACGAUGUAUUGAACCAGGACCUAGAGGAGGUCCUGCGAGACCAGGGCAAAGAGGGCAGGACAGAUAUAUGGGCACAUGAGGCUCAGUCCUCCAAGUCGCGCAUGCGACCAGGUGGAAAUGGCAAGCGGGCUAAAGGACCGUGGGCUAGGCUUGACGGACGAAUAGGAGUUACGGACUGAUGGACCCAUAUGACAAGAAAAGUUAGUCGCGACCAACCAAGGGGUACUAAGUACAUUUUAUCUAGCUUGUGAAGAGUUCAUGAGUCAAUGGCAAAUCCUUGCAGGUAUCGUAGUUCCGACAAUAGUAAAAUGAAUUAUAUGGUUCCAAGCGAUGGCGUGGGGACUCCGAAUGCCGGUGUUCCCGUGCUUAGCUGCCAUUAGCGCGGUAGCGAGCGCUCUGUAGCGGAGACACCAUCCAAUUGAUACAAUCUGCAAAAAGG
This is a messenger RNA of Aspergillus alliaceus, 1992 nucleotides long. RefSeq lists its product as uncharacterized. The transcript has a single exon. Bases 143 to 1732 code for a protein of 529 amino acids. Lineage: Eukaryota; Fungi; Ascomycota; Eurotiomycetes; Eurotiales; Aspergillaceae. The record is from RefSeq and is a predicted model, not a curated record.